AGCUAGUCCUCAAGAUAGCUUCUCUGUAGCCUAUCACUUGUGAUCCUAAUCUACCCAAACGACGCCGUCGGCGAAACGCCAGCAUCGUAUACUCGGAAAAUCGUCGUUGUCACACGAAGAACACCCGAAUCAAACAAACCAUCAAACAUCAUCAUCAUCGUAUUUCCCAAUUCCUUGUCGAUUGUUUGGUUUCUACAGAGUAGAGAUAGAAAUACUGCGAUGGUGUCGCCUAAGUGGCACCCAACGGAGGAUUCCGAACGUCCACCGACGGCGAUCAUGCACCAGCCAGCCUCCCCUCGCUUUCCUUUCGGGACGCCCAUCUCCGGGGCGCAACGGAAGAUCGCCAUCCCCGUCGAUCUCAGCGACGAGAGCGCCUACGCCGUGAAGUGGGCGGUCCAGAAUUACCUCCGACCCGGCGACGCCGUGAUCCUGCUCCACGUCCGCCCCACCUCCGUCCUCUAUGGCGCCGAUUGGGGCGCCAUCGACCUCUCCCUCGUGUCGGAGGCCGCUUCCGCCGCCAGCGACGAGGAGUCGCAGCAGAAGCUGGAGGACGAUUUCGACAAUUUCACCACCUCCAAGGCCAACGACGUGGCGCAGCCGCUGGUGGAGGGGAAUAUUCCGUUCAAGAUCCAUAUUGUGAAGGACCACGACAUGAAGGAGAGGCUGUGCUUGGAGGUUGAGCGCCUUGGGCUCAGCGCCGUCAUAAUGGGGAGCAGAGGCUUCGGCGCUUCCCGCCGGAGCGCCAAAGGCCGGCUUGGAACCGUCAGUGAUUACUGUGUGCAACACUGUGUUUGCCCUGUUGUUGUGGUCAGAUAUCCCGAAGAGAAAGAUGGCGGUGAGGGCCCCACAAAAUCCGCCGUCGAUAGAAUUCCGGCGCUUCAUCCUGUGCCGGAGGAAGAACCAAUUUAUCACGAUGCAUCCGAUAAAGCUACAGAUAUGGAGAAUGCUUCUUGAGCAACAGAUGAUCAGAGAUCGAGACAAGAUGUUUAGAAGUGAUGAAAUGAAGGCAGUCGGGUGUGGAGCUGUGCAAAAACGUGAGAAACAGAUAUGGUAAAUCUUGAUCGAGUUUGUUUCCAGCCACCGGUUAAGUACAAACUAUAACCGGUAUGGUCUACUGAGUUUCUUUGCUUUGCUUUUGGUCUUUUUACUAUGCUGCAUGCAUUGCUUUUCAUGUACCAAAAGAUGCUUCCCAAAACCUCUUUUCAAGAUCAUCCUUCCACAUUCAUCAUUUACUGAACUUUCAACUGUUUUUUUUUUUUUUUUUUUAAAUGUUGUAAUGAAUCUCUGCUGCUGCUGCUUAUUAGUUUCUUGGUAGUUAUGGGUUGAUGUUCA
This is a messenger RNA of Ipomoea nil (Japanese morning glory), 1332 nucleotides long. RefSeq names its product universal stress protein PHOS34-like. The coding region runs from base 220 to 954 and encodes 244 amino acids. The record is from RefSeq and is a predicted model, not a curated record. Lineage: Eukaryota; Viridiplantae; Streptophyta; Magnoliopsida; Solanales; Convolvulaceae. The transcript has 2 exons.